Messenger RNA from Neltuma alba, 1095 nucleotides. RefSeq names its product putative cysteine-rich receptor-like protein kinase 32. The transcript is spliced from 6 exons. Gene Ontology annotation, biological process: defense response to bacterium; protein phosphorylation. Gene Ontology annotation, cellular component: plasma membrane. The annotation marks the transcript as partial. Gene Ontology annotation, molecular function: protein serine/threonine kinase activity; ATP binding. NCBI's taxonomy places the organism in Eukaryota, Viridiplantae, Streptophyta, Magnoliopsida, Fabales, Fabaceae. The record is from RefSeq and is a predicted model, not a curated record.
UUGCUGAGGAGUAAGCUAAGGACGAGCCAGCAAGCCAUUCUUACAAAAAACUUUGGCGAAGAAAGUUCAAAGUUGAAGUCCCUGAGAUUUAAUCUGACUACAAUUGAAGCUGCAACUGAUAAGUUUUCUCCCCACAAUAGAAUUGGCAAAGGUGGAUUUGGACAUAUACAAGUUCUUCAUGGCGGACAAGAAAUAGCUGUGAAAAGGCUCUCGAAAAAUUCUGUACAAGGAGCAUUAGAAUUUAAGAAUGAAGUUUUGCUGAUAGCCAAGCUCCAACACAGAAAUCUAGUCACCUUGUUGGGAUUUUGUUUGGAAGAACAAGAGAAAAUUCUUGUUUAUGAAUAUGUUCCUAACAAGAGCAUUGAUUUCUUUUUAUUUGAUUCUGAAAAUCAAAGACAAUUAAAUUGGCUGGAACGAUUCAACAUCAUUGGUGGAAUUGCUCGUGGACUUCUUUACUUACAUGAACAUUCUUGUCUCAAAAUUAUUCACCGUGAUCUUAAACCAAGUAAUGUUUUAUUAGACAGCAAGAAGAAUCCAAAAAUAUCAGAUUUUGGCAUGGCAAAAUGGUCCACAAUAGACCAAGAUCAAGAAAAUAUAAACAGAAUUGUUGGAACAUAUUCAUGGCUAUAUGUUCCAGAAUAUUUAAUGUACGGACAAUUUUCAGAGAAAUCAGAUAUAUUUAGUUUUGGAGUUAUAAUCUUAGAGAUAAUUAGUGGCAAAAGGAAUGCUAGAUCUUCUGAAUCACACCUCUUGACUCAUGCUUGGAAGCAAUGGAAUGAGGGAACGCCAUUACAAGUAUUGGACUCAUGUCUAAUGGAAUCUUGCUCUCAGGCUGAAGUAAAAAGAUGUGUGCAAAUUGGGUUAUUGUGUGUUCAAGAAAAUCCAGAAGAUAGGCCAACAAUGUCUCAAACUGUUUCAUAUCUCGGUAAUCCUUCCAUUGAAUUGCCACCUCCAAGAGAACCAGCAUUCUUCAUGCGUAGCAGACAAAAUCCAAGUGAAAAUACUGCAACAGAAUCACUUUUGGAUCAAUCUUCUGCGAAUCCAAAUCCGUUCUCUUUGAAUGAAAUGUCUAGGACUGAACUUUUCCCCCGAUAA